UUCAUGCUACUCUUCACAAUUUAUAUUCUGACCCUCUUGGGGAAUGGAUCUAUCAUUUGUGCUGUGUACUGUGAUGAACGAAUUCAUACACCCAUGUAUAUACUACUGGCCAAUUUCUCUUUCCUGGAGAUCUGUUAUGCCAGUACUACUGUCCCCAAUAUGUUGGCCAAUUUCUUCUCUGAGACUAAAGUCAUCUCCUUCUCUGGAUGCUUCCUCCAGUUCUAUUUCUUCUUCUCUUUAGGAGCAGUGGAAUGUUUUUUUCUAGGUAUCAUGGCAUUUGAUCGGUAUCUUGCCAUCUGCCGGCCUCUACACUACCACAUCAUCAUGACAAGACAUCUCCGGACCAGCCUAGUUGUCAACUGUUGGAUAUUUGGCUUCCUCUGGUUCCCCAUCCCCAUUAUCUUCAUCUCCCGGUUGUCUUUUUGUGGCCCCAAGAUUAUUGAUCACAUUUUAUGUGAUCCAUCCCCAAUUUUAGUACUCACUUGUACACCAGCUCCAAUGAUGGAAUUUGCCUGCUCCUUCUUGAGUUCUAUGAUCCUGGUGAUUCCCUUCUUCUUUAUUAUAGGGACCUAUGCUCUGGUACUGAAAGCUGUCCUGAAGAUACCUUCAGGAAGAAGUCGAAGAAAGGCCUUCUCCACCUGUGGUUCCCAUCUUGUUGUAGUGUCCCUUUUCUAUGGCUCUGCAAUGAUGAUCUAUUUGAGGCCAAGAUCUGGGCAUAAAUCAGAGACUCAGAAGGUUGUGACCCUGUUUUAUUCCAUGGUGACCCCAUUUUUGAACCCUUUCAUCUAUAGUCUUAGGAAUAAGGAAAUGAAGGAUGCUCUGAGGAAAGUGCUAGGCUAUGAGAAUGAAAGCCUUUGUAAAAGAUAUCUGUUGAAAUCCAAUUAG
Messenger RNA from Gracilinanus agilis (Agile Gracile Mouse Opossum), 885 nucleotides. Its product is annotated as olfactory receptor 11G2-like. Gene Ontology annotation, biological process: G protein-coupled receptor signaling pathway. The record is from RefSeq and is a predicted model, not a curated record. The transcript has a single exon. Gene Ontology annotation, cellular component: membrane. NCBI's taxonomy places the organism in Eukaryota, Metazoa, Chordata, Mammalia, Didelphimorphia, Didelphidae. The annotation marks the transcript as partial. Gene Ontology annotation, molecular function: G protein-coupled receptor activity; olfactory receptor activity.